Culex quinquefasciatus (southern house mosquito) is the source of this 6254-nucleotide messenger RNA. Its product is annotated as orexin receptor type 2. Lineage: Eukaryota; Metazoa; Arthropoda; Insecta; Diptera; Culicidae. The record is from RefSeq and is a predicted model, not a curated record. The transcript is spliced from 13 exons. Gene Ontology annotation, biological process: feeding behavior; G protein-coupled receptor signaling pathway. Gene Ontology annotation, molecular function: orexin receptor activity. Bases 2148 to 4268 code for a protein of 706 amino acids. Gene Ontology annotation, cellular component: membrane.
AUGUGGUGAGCAUGCGCCCCGGUGCGCUUCCCAGAAUCUACCAGUUUGUUCCGACGUUGUAUGCCAGGUCCGUCAUAACGGUUCGAAAUUUUGGCGCCAAACUGCCAACAACAGGUCGCAUCGACGUCCAAGUCUCGAAGUACCCAGCGCGGUUAGUCGUCCCUUGCCGUCGCCACGGAACAGAUGCUGGAAGGUUCUUCGCUGCCAGCGCCCCUUCGGAAGCUGUUGUUGUUGUUGAGCAGUUGUGUGUAGGACUGGGUGCUGUCUGUCGGCUCAACCAGCCUUCUCCAGCUUCCAUCGAGAAGAGGCUUUAGUCGUAAUCUUGGCGCGACGCGGAUCGGACGUUUUUCUCAAAGUGGCGUCGGGGCCUCGGCGUGACGGAUCGGCAACGGAUUGUGGAAUCGGUUUGGAAGUAGGAAAAAAAGAACAACGCAAGGAUGACGCGGGGUCGUCUAAUUGGGUGAUUACGCGGUUUGCGCGGAUGAAUUUCUAAGAAGAGUCGGUGAGUGAGCCAGCUGAACAAUUGCCGAUUGUUGCUCUGUGUAAAGAGGCGGGUCAACCGAGGUUGAGGUCAAGGGAGAGUUGGAUGAAUGAAGGAAAAAAAACCGACACACGUACGGAGAUCGAAAUGAUUUGCGUAAUUUUGAUUGGAAAUGAGUUGGUUGGGAUGCUGUGACGAGUUGGCGACGAGUUGGCGUGGGUGGUGAUUGUGUGAUGCGUUGAUUUGUUUUUGUCUGAGGAAAAAAAAGGAGCAGAUUGUUACAUGUUUAUGUGUUUUAUGAUAAUGAAAAAUAAAAGUGAUUAUUGCUGGAAGUAAAAAAAUUUGGAUAAAUCCUACUAAAAACAACAGUUAAGAAAAAAAUUUACUUCAAUAUUAAAAAAAUGACAAUGUGAUUAGAUGUUUGCUGGUGUUAAAUAUUAAAAGAAACAACUCAGUUGAAACAGUGCAUCCAUUAUAAAUAAUAAUAAGAUACAACAAUCCCAACGUGCACAUGCAAGGAGUGAGUGCCAAUCUCGUUCCCAAGUAGGGCCCCAGUGCAGGUGAUUAUCGUGGCCAUUUUUCCUCAACACACACUCACACCCCUUUACUGGUCGGAGGAGGGGUGGCGCAUAAUUAUAUCGUGGUGUUUAAUGGUGAAUGCAAAAUUACAACCCUCUCCCUGCCUGUUUCUGGCUUUUCCGGGGGUAAUUUUCAACCGAGUGAAAAUAUGUGAAAAGUGCUGGAACCUGCUAGGCAUGAAUCAAAAAAGAAGCGGUAAAUUCUGUGUAAAUUUUCAUAUAGUGGUGGUCGAUUAAAAACUGCGUGGGGGAAGCCAUACAAAUUGAUGUAUUAAAUAUUCAUAAUUAAUCGAAACUGGAAGCUGCAUGUUAUAGUCCUCGUGAAUCAGUGUGUGCGUGUGCAAAUGUAAUUGAAAAGCCGAAAAGGGGUCUGAUUUAAUUGGAAAUAAAUUGCGAGACCGGUAAAAGAAUUCAAAGUGAAUGUGUUAUAAAGUUAUUUCCCGAAAGCAACAUUUCUGCAGAUUGCACUCACAAUCAAAUAAAAACUUAAUUAACGUCAGACAACGAGAGGUGCGCUUUUCCCAGUUUUCCGCUUGGAUUACGUCGCAGAUUGACCGAUCUCGAUGCCACUUUGCUCCCACUAUAGAUUAUGACACACACGCAACAAAAGCGUAAAUCUGUUCAUCCUUGCACAUAAAGGGACACACGAUGGACCAGCUUCUCCCCCGUAAGCCCCGACGUCAACCGGCGUCCACUGGCUGUUCAUCAUACAUCAUCCAAGGUGGUGGCACUUUUAACGAUGGUGAUGGUUCCCCGGGGAGCAGCAGCACGGAUUGCGGAGUACGUUGUUCAGGCCGAUGGUGCAGGGUGUGAAACAAAAAAAAAAGACCUACACGACUAUUGUAUGCACUUGGGGAGACAGUAAAGGCAAGGACAGUCUACGCCCACACCCCCCCAGAUUGCAUUAUAUCCUGCAGACGUGGACAAAUGAGACCGGAAACGGAUUGCAGAACGAACGAGAGCGGAAAUCAAUGCUGCCACAGCUGGUGAAAGCUGGUGACCGUAUUGAAGGUCGUUGAGACAUUUUUAACUGAAAGGAGACCAACCAUCAUCAUCGUCAUCACCGCCGCUUGCGACCGUGAAACGCCAUGAAGUCCUUCGUCCCGGUCUCCAUCCUGCUGCUGGCGGCACUCCGUUCCGGUUUGGGCUUGGGCGAAGCCCAGGUCGGCAGCGGUGCCCCAGCCUCCAAAACCCCCAGCGACGACAACGGUUCCAGUUCACCGGCCAACGGGACGACGAUGAUUUAUUCUGCCUCCUUCUUCACCGGGGACCAUAAAAACAACAUAUCAACGUGGACGCAGUGGCCGCGACCACCACCGGUGGCAACCCUGGUCAAGCGCGACGUAAUUAAAGUGCGAGAAACUCCAUUAUCGGCGUCAUCGACAGCUGAACUAGCGGCCACCGUAGACAUGGCAUCCUUCUCCUCCGCGAGUUCGACGACGACGACGACGGCCGGCAAUCCUAAUGGGUCCAUUUGUUCUGCCACCGCGGAGCCAACCGGAAGCUGUCCGGGAGGCAAACUGGCGGCACCAACGGAAAACCUCACCGUCACGACCCCGGGUUACACAAUCGUCAAUUUGGACGGUCACAACGAUGUCCUGUGCGACGAGGAUGCAGACGAGUACGGAGGUGCGGCGGGCGCCGCUGGUGGCACGCAGGACGAGCAGUACUACGAGCACUGCUUUAUCGAUCACAACGUGACCUGCGUCGGGGAUCCGCUGUACUGCAACCUGACGUACGAAGAGUACCGGCAGCUGUUGCUGGACUACAUCUAUCCCAGUACCGCCGAGUGGAUCCUGAUCGCGUCUCACACUGUGGUGUUCAUCAUGGGACUGGUCGGAAACGCGCUGGUUUGCAUCGCGGUCUACACGAACCACACGAUGCGCACCGUGACGAACAUCUUCAUCGUGAACCUGGCCGUGGCGGACUUUUUCGUGAUCCUGUUCUGCCUGCCGCCGACCGUCGUCUGGGACGUGACCGAAACGUGGUUCAUGGGCAAGGCCAUGUGCAAGGUCGUCAUCUACUUUCAGACGGUUUCGGUGACGGUGUCGGUGCUCACGUUGACGUUCAUCUCGAUUGACCGCUGGUACGCGAUCUGCUUCCCGCUGCGCUACAAACCCCGGCCGGAACGUGCCUGGCGGUCCAUCGCCGUUAUCUGGCUGAUUGGCUUCCUUUCGGACCUGCCCGAGUUUCUGGUGCUGACGACCCGGCGGAAAAAGCUGCGCUUCGACAUCAAGCUGUUCACCCAGUGUGUGGCCACCUGGGACAACGAGAAGGAGAAAACGUUCUACAUUGUCAAAUUCGUGUUCCUGUACUCGCUGCCACUUCUAUUCAUGACCGUGGCGUACUUCCAGAUCGUACGGGUGCUCUGGCGGUCCGACACCAUCCCCGGCCAUCGGGAGUCCCGGACGCAGCCAUGUGGACUUCACGGUACACGGACGACGCUGAACUGCGUGGGCAACACCAGCACCAUGGGCCAGCUGAGGGCCCGCCGGAAAGCGGCCAAAAUGUUGGUGGCCGUGGUGCUCAUGUUUGCCGGGUGCUACUUCCCGGUGCACAUGCUGAACGUGGCUAGAUACACGUUCGACAUCGGCCAGAGUGACAUCGUGGCGGUACUGUCACUGUUCUCCCACUGGCUCUGCUACGCCAACAGUGCUGUCAAUCCUGUGAUUUAUAAUUUUAUGAGCGGCAAAUUUCGUCGUGAGUUCAAGAACGCCCUCGAAAAGUGUCACUGCCUGCGGAACCCACGGAGUCUUGGGGGUCGCGUCGGCGGUUACGAUGACCGGUCGAUGUACCACACGGCCACGCGGAUGAACGCCAGCCCCAGCACCCGGAGCAACUACCACCUGACCAGCGUAAGAAACGUUAGCAUUAAGCACACCCAGCAAACGUCGUUCAACGGAAGUCGGCACCUUCACCAUGGCCGGAACAGCAUCAAUCAUCCGGGCAGCCUGACCGGUGCACCGCAGAUUUCUCCCAUCUCCAUGGAGGAACGGUUGGCGCUGACGAAGAACAUGGACAGCAUCGGCAGCGGGGAGGGGGGAUUGACGGUCCCCAGCAAUGCCACCGCAGCUGCCAUCAACAACAACAACAAUGGCGUCGCAAAUGGCGGAUCAACGACGACGACGGCGGCGGGUCCGGAAGGUGGUGGCGCCACCAUGCUAAUGAUCGUCAACAAAUCGACCAACUGCAAGAUUAACGGCACUUGACGGGCCAAGCUGCACGUUUCCUGGAAAAGAAAUCGCACCGGCGAAUCGGUGCCGACGAUGCAGCUAAACUGAAGACCAUCACUCCUCUACAAACUUCGCGACGACUCAUUGAUUGACCACUUGAGUUACCCCCUACAUAGCUAAGAAAAGUCGACCAACUGGCACCACUGACGACAAACGUCAAACGAGGCAAAUCGAAGUGCUGCUUCGUCUUCAGCAUUACUCUAUGACCACCAUUGAAGCGAUUUGCGGUGAAUGCAAUUCGAAGCAGAUGCUGUGGGAUUGUAAAUUGUAAAUUUGCGCAGCCAAUAAGCGGUAAUGGACUCUGGGAAUGAAAUUACAACACCAAGAUGGUGGUGACGACGAUUUGGCGUGGGUGGCGCGGUGGGAAGAUUGAUGGUUGUCGUCAAUUGUUCGCUAAUUAAUGGCUGUGGGCAAAGUGAGCUUUAGCGCCAACAAUGGGACAUUAUUGUGAUGCUUGUUGUCUGUCCUGGGGUUAAUAAUCAUUGUUUUGUCGACACCACUUAUUAGCAGUUUUUGUUUUGGAAGAGUCCCCGCAAACGUCAAACCAUACAAAAUUUCGUUUCUUUUCCAGAAAUAUUUUCCGAAUCUUUUGAGCAAACAUGGAGGAAUUCUUGUGCUAACGGUGCUAACUCUCAUGGUAAAUGUCAAAGCUCACGCUUACUCCAUUUUGGGACAGCUGUCAGAAAUUUUCACCAAAAUGACGAUGUGGCGCAACAGAAACACUUGACGUGGACUCUUUAUUUAUUACAUGCAGUUAACGUAACCAAACAUUUUCAGCAAACCAUCUCUGUAAAAAAAAAUCAUAAAUUGUCCCAAAAUGGCGUGAGUGCCAAAGCUGGUUUGACAUUUACCACUAGCGUUAGCACGGUGUUGAUAAACAUCUGGAUUUGACUAGAUCGUUUUGUUGCAACCCCAAAAAGCGUUUAUUUUGUCGAAAAAAUAAGCAAAAGGACAAAAAAAGCUCACGUGAAAAAGAGCAAAUCUGCUGAGAAACCUUGACAUGUGAUAAUCCCACGAAAUGAGAACAUUUUGUCACAGCUCGACCAUGCUCUUGAGUUGCAUCUGCCAUCGCAAAAAGAAAUAAAAUCUGAGAGGGGUGCAGAGAGAAAAAGUGUACGAAAACUUAUUUUACAACGAGCAAUUUGAUAAAAGAUGACGAAAACCGUUUACAGAAAAUUUUGUAAAUAAAAUAUAAAAGAUAAAUUAACUAAGGAAAAAAUGGUUCCUCAUUUUGUCAAUAUCCGGGUUGAAUCACUAGACUCGGUAAGAAAAUGUAACAAACAUAAAAAUAAAUCUAGGCUAGUCAAACGCUGUAAAUAUGAAAUGUAAACUUCAACAAUACAACUCAAAGCAAAUUCCUAAAAGAAAAGUACGUAUAAAUAUAGGAAUAAAAAAAACUAGUAUAUAUUUUCGUGUUUUGUAAUCAUAAUGCAUAGUCUUAGCGUAAGAUCUCUUCUUCCACAUUUCUCCCUCCACAAAAAAGUAAAGUGAAGGCAACAUGUAACUUCACCAAAAAUCUUGUAAAUGCUAUCAAUUUUGCGCUUAAGAAAAGAAGCUGUAAAUAAAAUUUAUGUACCGCAUUUUUAUGACAUAAAACGACUAUCGAACAAACAGAACGGCGAGCUUGAAGGAACAUCACUUACAAAAAAACAACAAAACAAAAUAAAUAUAGACAAACACAAACAAGCUACUGGCACUCGAGAACCAAUCGCAACAGCAACAUAAACAAUGCUAGAAAAGGAAGAUAGAUGUUCUUGAAACUGCUAGUGAGAGAUUGAAAAAAAACAAUUGAAAUAACUUUGUAUUUACCUGAAAAGUAUAGUUUGUUAUGAGAACGCUGCAGAGCGAGAUAAAAUUACUAUACAAUUUGUUAGAGAUGAAAAAAAAAUGACACGAGGAACGGCUUGAUUUUCACAUUGUUUUCAAUUAAAUCAAUAAAAUGGAAUGCUGUCUAUAUUCUUA